AAAAAUGAGAUUUACAUGACCCGUUUGGUUUUGUUUCUUCCGCCUCUAUUUGCCUGUAAUAUCCUAUUGCGUAAGGACUGUAGCUAGCCACUUUAAGAAACUGGUAUAUCAGAGUACGACUAUCCAGGGACGGGGACACCCCCAAGGCUGAGGAAUCUACCCCUCACAUUCCAAAAUAUUUCCGCAUUGUAGUUCGGUUAGACAUCAUUCAGUCGCUAAUGCAUGACGCUUUUAACUUGACGCCACUUUUAAAAAGGAUCUGCUAUGUGCAUACCGGUGCCGAGAUGCGAAGGUCAGCCCACGUUGUGGAAACGUGCCUGCUGCUGGUGGUGGGAACCCUCUGCAUGGUCCUGCUCUUCCAGAGAGGUGACUCCGGGAGAGACCUGCACAUCAGGAGGCAGGACAGCCCGAUCGCCGUAAGGGAGCCUCCGGUAACCAAGGGCCAAGGCCAGCUGCAGUGGAAGACGGUGGCCAAGUGUAAGGAGAACACCUCGAUGGCCAACAUCUCGGGCUUCUCCUCUCUCCCGCCGCACAUCAAGGACUUCCUGCGGUACCGUCACUGCCGGGAUUUCCCCGUUCUGCUGGACGUGCCGGAGAAGUGCGGCAAGACGCCCCAGGACUCGUCCGACGUCUUCCUGCUGCUGAUGAUCAAGAGCUCGCCGGCGAACUACGAUCGCCGGGAGGUCAUCCGCAAGACGUGGGGCAGGGAGCGGCGGGAGAACGGCGUGUGGGUGCGCCGCGUCUUCGUCUCGGGGACGGCGGGCCAGGGCAGGGAGAGGCGCAAGCUGAACCGCCUGCUGCAGCUGGAGAACCAGGAGUACCAGGACGUCCUGCAGUGGGACUUCCACGACUCCUUCUACAACCUCACCCUCAAGCAGAUCCUCUUCCUGCAGUGGAUGCAGGAGCGGUGUCCCCAGGUCCAUUUCCUUCUCAACGGGGACGAUGAUAUCUUUGCCAACACCGGCAACAUGGUCCAGUUUCUGCAAGGCUCAGGGAGCAGCGCAGGGGACAAGCAUCUCUUUGUGGGCCACCUCAUCCGGUAUGUGGGUCCCAUCAGGGAACCUGGAAGCAAGUACUAUGUCCCUGUUCAGGUCCAGGAAUCAGACUCGUAUCCCCCAUACUGUGGUGGAGGGGGAUUCCUUCUUUCAGGUUAUACAGCCAGGACUAUAUACAACAUGUCCCACUCCAUUACUUUUCUGCCCAUCGAUGAUGUCUACAUGGGUAUGUGCCUACAAAAGGCUGGACUAGAACCCAUCUCUCACAUUGGAGUGAGAACUGCGGGCUUGCACAUCCCUUCCCAAAAUGUGGAUCCUUAUGAUCCCUGUUUUUACCGGGAGAUUCUCUUAGUGCAUCGGUUCUUGCCUUUUGAAAUUCUCGUCAUGUGGCAGGGGAUUAAUGAGCCUGGUUUAAAAUGUGGCAUUUCGGCAACAGUCAACUCCAUGCUGUGACGGUGCUUACGACACCAUUGAAAGGAGCUUCUUCAAGCCAGAUCGAAGUUAGAUGAAAGAUCCGGCUUUUUUGAUCCUCAUAGCCCUGAGCCAAAAAAAAGUGGAGGAAAUUCUCAAUGACGGACAGAUAAGCUGAAAUCUGAGACAUUGCACAUUUGCUCCUUUCAGAGAUGUGAAGCUGAUGCAGGAGCAGGGGAGUGGGUUUACCUAGUGAACUGAAAAUUCUAGCCUUUUGAUUCCUAAUUAACCAUUGUUUGUUGGGAGAUUGAAAGGGACUACUUUGUCUAAAUCACUUUAAAUGAAAGCAAUAAGACAAAGAUGAUGCAUCAUUUACGGUGUUCUGUUUAGACCCUUUACUCGUGGUUUUCAAGUCUGGGUUUGUGUUUCUUGUACUUCUUUGGUACAUAAACUGUAUUUUGGAAACUCACUAUUUAUGGAGUGUGUUUCCAAAGUUCUGGCAUCAAUAAACUCUUUGAUGCAAGCCUGUUCUUCAUUGUCUGCAAAUUGCUGUGGUUAGAUGUUAUCCAGACUUUCAGCUAUCAAGAUGAUAAGUCAUUUCAUGUUACCUUGAACAAAAUGCUAUAAAAAAUGUUUGAUCAUAAAGGUUUACACAAGCUUUGCAAUUAUCAUGUAACCAAGUCAAUAUUUCACCUCCUAGAAUUGUUAAAUCUAAGCUCUUUCUUGUUUUGUGUGUAUUUUGUCAGUAGCCCAGUUGUUUUAAUUUUCUUUUUUUUUAUAAAAAAUAAAAUUGAGUUCUGAUCUUUCUCUCAGCUGCUAAGUAGGAAAGUGUGUUCCACACUAAGAUUUAAUUCUAUUAUAAUUGCCCACGUAGCAUUACAAUGGACAGUCAUAACUUCUAGAGGAUUGAAUUUUCCCAAAAGCAAAGCAGAAAAUGUAUUGCUUUAAGGAGGUGGGUAUUUCUGGGGGGAAUAUUCGUAUGUGUGUGGGCUGAUCUGAGGAGCAUGUCUGCUCUGUACCUUUCACUUUCUUCCAUGUGGAGAAGACACAACCCAGCGUGCUCAGCCUUGUCACUUGAUAUCAUUUUGAAUGGAUUUGGGCUGAUCGGUGUUUUUAACAGAGAAACAAACGUCUGCUAAUUACCAACAAGACCUGAGUCUGCUUUCCACUGGAGCCACUGGAGCGUUUUGCCUUAACUACAGUAUUUACAAUUACAAUGAAUUAAUCAUUAAUUGAGCUAUAAGCUGAACAUCCUGUAUGCAGAGGACAAUGAAUACGGUUUCAUACACUGGGAGGUGGUGAAAGUGCACUAGCUCCUAAUUGCUUUUUUAAGAGGUGUACUGAUUGCUGUGAAUAAGAAGAAACAAAAGCAGCUGAGUUCGUGUUGCAGGAAAACGUUGCGAUUUCAAAUUCGGUGGGUAAGAAAUGAAAAAUACCGAAAACUGAGAAAAUAAUUGUAUAGGAUUAAAAAAUCUCAGCAAAGUCCCCUUUUUCUGUUGUAGUUUUUGUAGCUAUUUUGGUUAAAAGAUAUUAAAGGAGUGAGUCGUGGGGGGAGGGGGGUCAGUUUAUCUGAUCUGUCUCCGAUCAAAAGCCUUGUGCUGGGCACAAAUUUCCAAAUGAUUAAUUCUUCUUCUCCGCGCCCCUUACAAGUCACGAUUUCUGGAAAUAGGUUCAAUUGUAGGUAAGAAAUUGCAAAAGCAAGGCAGGCUACAGAGAGGAGAGGAGCUCAGUUCAGUCACCCGGCUCUGAAGUGCUGCUGCAGAAAACAGCAGGGGGUGAAUUGACAACUCGCUCCCCCAAAUGAAUUGCACCUCUGUGUGGUUUCCGGCACAGUCCUCGGGCUCCUGUUUUUCAAACAGAACACAAUGUACUGUGUGCCCCGUGGUCACUGUGCAUGUUCCUGGCAUGGCAAGAGAGGUUAGUGUUGGUGCUAAAGAGGAACUGUUUAAGUGUAAAGCAAAAAAAGUUCGAAAAGAAUUGUGCACGUCUUUUUUUUUGUAGU
Lepisosteus oculatus (spotted gar) is the source of this 3408-nucleotide messenger RNA. RefSeq names its product N-acetyllactosaminide beta-1,3-N-acetylglucosaminyltransferase 3. Gene Ontology annotation, molecular function: hexosyltransferase activity; UDP-glycosyltransferase activity. The record is from RefSeq and is a predicted model, not a curated record. Gene Ontology annotation, cellular component: Golgi membrane. Lineage: Eukaryota; Metazoa; Chordata; Actinopteri; Semionotiformes; Lepisosteidae.